Molecule: messenger RNA, 534 nt
Organism: Telopea speciosissima
Lineage: Eukaryota; Viridiplantae; Streptophyta; Magnoliopsida; Proteales; Proteaceae
Product: xylulose 5-phosphate/phosphate translocator, chloroplastic-like
Exons: 1
Coding region: 1-534 (177 amino acids)
Cellular component (GO): Golgi apparatus
Molecular function (GO): antiporter activity; triose-phosphate transmembrane transporter activity; phosphoglycerate transmembrane transporter activity
Source: RefSeq, a predicted model, not a curated record
AUGUGGGGAACUCUCAUUGGUAAUAUGGGAUUCAUUCUUAGAAACAUUUGUUCAAAAAAGAGCUUACAGAGCUUCAAAGAAGUAAAUGGACUGAACUUAUAUGGAAGGAUAACUAUAGUUUCACUACUCUAUCUUUUUCUAGUUGUUGUGUCUGUUGAAGGGUCUCAAUGGGUUGAAGGCUAUAGAAGAGAUCUACUGGCUGUUGUGAAACCAUCGACCUUGUAUCUGUGGGUGAUCAUAUCUGGUGUCUUCUACCAUUUAUAUAAUCAGUCCUCUUACCAAGCUCUUGAUCAGAUUACUCCAUUGACAUUCUCAGUGGGAAACACAAUGAAGAGUGUGGUUGUGAUUGUCUCAUCAAUUCUGGUUUUCAAGAAUCCUGUGAGACCUUUGAAUGCUUUGGGAUCUGCCAUUGCAAUCUGUGGAACUUUUCUGUAUUCCCAGACGAUAGUAGCUAAUAAGGCAAAGAAGCUUGAAGGUGAAAGAAGAGCUGAAAUUUGUUGUUUUCUUCACCUUCAUUCUACUUGCUUUCAAUAA